AUGGCGUACCAGGAAGGGGAGACGCUUGAAUCCUGGCUCAAUAAAGCCACCCAUCCAUCUAACAGGCAAGAGGACUGGGAGUACAUCAUGGGCUUCUGUGAUCAAAUCAAUAAGGAGCUUGAAGGCCCUCAGAUUGCAAUACCAUUGCUUGUCCACAAAAUCCACUCACCACAGGAAUGGGAAGCUCUUCAAGCUCUUACAGUGUUGGAAGCGUGCAUGAAGAACUGUGGGAGGAGGUUUCAUAAUGAAGUUGGAAAAUACCGAUUUUUAAAUGAGCUGAUAAAAGUCGUAUCUCCAAAGUACAUGGGCGACAGUGCGCCUGAGAAGGUGAAGACAAAGAUUGUCGAGAUGCUGUACAGCUGGACUGUUGCUUUCCCCAAUGAGCCCAAGAUCAGCGAAGCCUAUGAGACCCUGAGAAGACAAGGGUUGGUGGCACGUGACCCAGAGCUACCUCUGGACCGGACGUUGAUACCCUCUCCUCCCGCACGGCCCAAACACCCUGUGUUUGACAACGAGGACAUGGGGAAGCUCCUUGCUGAGCUUCUCCGGAGCAAAAAUCCAGAAGACCUCCAAGAGGCCAACAGAUUGAUUAAAAAUAUGGUUAAAGAGGAUGAUGUACGGGUGCAGAAGGUGACAAAGCGUGUCAACACACUGGAGGAGGUUAACAUCAACGUCAAGCUGCUCUCCGAGAUGCUCUCCCAUUACGAUAAAGACACCUCUUCUGAAUCCGACAAGGAGAUUAUUAAGGAACUCUACGAACGCUGUGACAAGCUGAGGCGGGCUGCUUUUAAGAUGGCCACCGAGGCUGAGGACAAUGACACCAGUUUAGGUGACAUCCUGCAGGCUAGUGAUGACCUCUCCAGGGUCAUCAACUCCUACAAGAAGGUAGUGGAGGGGCUGCCUAUCAACGGCGACAGCGAGGAGGCUCGCGGAAGCCACGCCCAGAGCGAGACCACCGACACACUGAUAGACCUGGCUGGCCCCGACACUCCCAGCCCUCCUCAACCCGUUGCCCCUCCUCCCCCAAUGGGCUCCAUUCCUCUCUCCGACCAUUUGUCGGACCCCUCCAUCCCUGCUCUGCCCCCUCCUCCGAAGCUAAGCUCGCUGGGCGGCAGCCCGAGUCACGCCCUGCUGGAGACCACCCCCUCCAAAGCGCUCUCACUUCUUGAUAAUGAGCUACUGUCUCUAGGACUCAAUGACGAGCCUCCCCCCUCACUGAGCAGCCAAUCCAAACCAAAGCUCAGUGAAGCGUCCAAUCAGUGGAGCUCCUUGCAGGCCCCACCUUUGGAUGUGCUUGGGAGUGCAGCUUUGCCCCCGGCGGAACCAGCCACGACGUCACUCCAGAACCUUCAAGACCUGGCCAUGAUGGGCUUUGCUGAUCACAAGAGUCAGCUGACGAUGGGCAGCAGUUUUGGAAUGCCUGCACAGAGCUCCCACUCCUCAGCCUCUCUCCUCAAGGGCGUGAUGCCUGCUUAUCCUGCCCUGACCCAGACCAUGACCUCCGCCCCGGGCAGCCCGCUCUUCCACUCCCUCUCCCCGUCCCACCCUCCGCUCAUCAUGAGUAGCCCGGCCCGAGCUGCAGAGAUCUCCCUAAGCAACGUGCACGUCCCCCUGGAGGCCAUCAGACCCAGCAAAGUGCUGCCAGUCACCGCCUACGAUAAGGACGGUGUUCGGGUUCUGCUCAACUUUGCGUCUGACUCUCCCCCCGGCAGACCUGACGUGUUGGUGAUGGUGGUGUCCAUGCUCAACACGGCGCCCCUCCCGGUUCACGGUGUGGUACUGCAAGCCGCGGUACCGAAGUCAAUGAAGGUGAAGCUGCAGCCUCCGUCAGGGACAGAACUGGCCGCGUUUAACCCCAUCCUGCCCCCGGCUUCCAUUACCCAGAUCAUGUUACUGGCCAAUCCAUCAAAGGAGAAGGUGCGCCUACGUUACAAGCUGGCUUUCACGCUUGGAGAUCGUCUCUGUAACGAGGUCGGAGAGGUCGACCAGUUCCCCCCACCUGAGGCGUGGGGUCACCUAUAGCGGCGCGCAAGCCCCUGUUCCUCCUACCCAACAAGGACACUCCAAUUCCAGUCAAGUGAGAGUGAAAACAAUCAUGCAUACGAAAAAUAUGGGGGUAAAAAAAAAAAAAAUCAACAUUUCAUCUUAUUGUUUUUUGUUAUUAUUGCAGGUUGUUACAUAUUUGUAUCUAUUUAUAGAGAGCGUAAGCUGCAGGUAUGGCUAACAAAUUAAACACUGGAGAUGAGGACAGUCAUAUUUAAUAUAAAUAUUGUCUUUUUUUAUCCACAUGACAGCACAACAGAAAAAGCCAUUGCCAUGUAUUAAUGUAUUUUAUUUAGCAUUCAAUUUGUAUUUAUUACACAGAACAUCCUGUCUGUCUUUGCUACUAGUAAACAAUAUUGUAUAUUUGCUCGAAAAGUAGGCAAACAAUUGCACUUUAAACCUGAGUCAUAAUGAACAAUAACCGAGUAACAGCUUUUAUUUCAUGUUUUUUUAAACUUAUAGUUAUUGAAUAUUUAUCAUUCUUAGAAUUGAGGAUGUGAUUUGUUUUUAAUUAUGAACCAUGACAAUGUGAAAUCAAAUAUUCAGGCUUCGGUUAAAAGUGUCGUCUGCGGUGACAACCAUGUUGGAUCUUGAACUCAUUUGCAUAUGAGAUAUACAGAAGUGUGUAUUGUGUGAAGUGUACAUAAAAUACAAUGUUUGUGGAUAUAGUAUGUGAUGAAGAUGUGUACAUUUGUACAUUGUGUCUGACUGCUGCAUGGAAUAAAAACAUGUCUACGGGUGCCUCAAGUUCAAUAUUUU
Dunckerocampus dactyliophorus (ringed pipefish) is the source of this 2802-nucleotide messenger RNA. RefSeq names its product golgi associated, gamma adaptin ear containing, ARF binding protein 3b (gene gga3b). Bases 1 to 2022 code for a protein of 673 amino acids. Gene Ontology annotation, cellular component: trans-Golgi network. Gene Ontology annotation, molecular function: phosphatidylinositol binding; ubiquitin binding; small GTPase binding. Lineage: Eukaryota; Metazoa; Chordata; Actinopteri; Syngnathiformes; Syngnathidae. The transcript has 17 exons. The record is from RefSeq and is a predicted model, not a curated record. Gene Ontology annotation, biological process: intracellular protein transport; vesicle-mediated transport.